AUGAGGUUUGACAAUGUGCUGGCAGAGAUCAAUGGUUUUGGAAGAUUCCAACUAAGAACAAUCCUCUUGUCAGUAAUUCCACGGCUGACUUUACCAUUUAACUUCCUGCUGAAUAAUUUUAUUACAUUUAUUCCCUCUCACCACUGUGACAUCAGGUCUCAGAAUAAUGGAGGUGUUUUCAGGAAUUUAUCUUUGGAAGAGAGGCUCAAUGUUAGCAUUCCUUUUGAGCAGGAUGGGAGUUUGAGCUCCUGUCAGAUGUUUGCAGAGCCUCAGUAUCAACUGCUGUCAAACUCUUCCAACUUAACCUACAUACCCACAGUGCCAUGCCAGAAUGGUUGGAUAUAUGACACCACCAUCUUCAGAUCUACUCUGGCUACAGAGUGGGAUCUGGUUUGUGACAAGAAAACAAUGAACAGAGCCACAGCCACCAUAUUCUUUGUGGGGGUCAUGUCAGGAUCAGGAAUAUUUGGCUUCCUUAGUGACAGGUUUGGCCGGAAAAAAACACUUCUGUUGUCUUACAUGGCAACUUCCGUUUUUGGGAUAGCGACCGCUUUGUCCUAUAAUUUCCUAAUGUUUGCUACAAUGAGAUUUUGUACUGGACUCGGACUCUCAGGAAUAAGUAUAAACUCCUUCGUCCUCUGUCUUGAAUGGGUGGAUAUCAGGCAUCGGACUACAGUGGCUGUUUUAAUGAGCUUGGACUGGAGUGUUGGUUGUAUUAUUCUACCUGGAUUGGCCUAUUUGAUCAAUGAUUGGAGAUUCCUGACUGCUGCUGUAAUCUCCCCACUGUUUCCAGCUAUGCUCUGUUGGUGGUGGCUCCCUGAGUCUGCCAGGUGGCUGAUGAGUAAUGGAAAAACGGAUGACGCUCAUUUUUACCUGAGUAAAUGUGCAACAGUUAAUGGCAGAGAGGAGGUCAUGGCUGACUUAAAACCUGAGGUUCUGUCUACAGUAAUACUUGUAGAAGAUGAAAACAGAAAGUAUUCCUAUUUGGACCUCGUGAAGACCCCCAAAAUGAGAAGGCGCGCUCUACUUUGUGGCAUUGUGUGGUUUGGAGUGGCCUUCGCUUAUUACGGAAUCAGCUUGAAUAUCAGCGGAUUUGGUGUGAACAUUUAUCUCACACAGUUCAUCUAUGGUGUCAUAGAGAUUCCAGCCAAAGGAUUCGUCUUUUUCACCGUAGACAAAAUAGGUCGAAGGUGGAAUCAAGCCGGGACGCUCAUUUUGACCGGGCUGCUUAUAUUCAGCAGUGUGUUUAUCCAUGCAGAUAUGGGGAAUCUUCGGACAGCUGUGGGAGCUUUGGGCAAGAUGUUUUCAGAGGGCUCUUUUACAAUAGUUUUUCUGUACACAACGGAGCUUUAUCCCACAGUAAUGAGGCAAAAUGGAUUGGGAUACUGUUCCUUUAUGGCCCGUGUAGGUGUGGCUGUAUCCCCCUUGAUCAUGCUCCUUGAAGACGUGUGGGUGAAUCUGCCAAGUUUUGUUUUUUCCCUGGUGGCUUUAGGCGCCGGACUGUCAGCUUCUUUGCUCCCUGAGACGUACAAUGUGCGUUUACCGGAGACUAUUGAGGACGUGGAACAGACAAGAAGACGAUCAGUCUCCGCCUCUGAUGAGAAAUCUCCUGCCUGUGCGUUUUUGUCAGUGCAAUCAAAAUCCCCAUAG
Messenger RNA from Pelmatolapia mariae (spotted tilapia), 1650 nucleotides. RefSeq names its product solute carrier family 22 member 7-like. Gene Ontology annotation, biological process: transmembrane transport. Bases 1 to 1650 code for a protein of 549 amino acids. Gene Ontology annotation, molecular function: transmembrane transporter activity. The transcript has 10 exons. The record is from RefSeq and is a predicted model, not a curated record. Lineage: Eukaryota; Metazoa; Chordata; Actinopteri; Cichliformes; Cichlidae. Gene Ontology annotation, cellular component: membrane.